UAGCAAACGGCCAACAUGCACCCACAGGCAACCACAGUCUCUUCUCUAGCAUUGCCCCGGGACAAAACUCGGCUAAAAGCCGAGCCUUAAAAAAGUCCCGGCCCUGCAGAUGCUGCUCUCCCCGCCUGGCUUCGCCUCAGGGGCACCGGGUGGCGCUGAGGGCGCCAUGGCGGCGGGCGGGGCGCGGGGCCGUGCCGGAAGGGGCCGCUCCGUGCCGGGCUGGGCGGCGGCGAUCGGCGGGGUGCUGAGGGGUUCUGUGCGGUGCUGAGCGAUGCUGCCGCUGCUGCGCCGGGCUCUGGGGGCCGCCGCUUCAUGGCGGGGGACGCGACGGUGCAGCUUGGGUGCCUGCUGUUCCUACCGCCUGCGGAACGCCCGUGAGUGAGUGCCGCCGCCCUCCCUCAACGGGGGGACGGGCUCCCCUUACGCUGAGCCGCUCCCUUCGCCUGAGGAGAGCGGGGCUCAGCCCCGAGCCCCUUUGCUGUCCCUGCCCGGUUCCUUGCCCCCGCUCCGAGGCAGCCCACCUCCGUGCCGCCCCUGCCAUCCCGCAGCCCGGCUGAGGGCUCCCCGGGCGGGCAGCGCCCGUUCCCCCCCCGGCCGUCCCCGUCAGCCGCCCCCGGGCUCCUCAGAGGUUCGCCUCGCAGAAAGUUUAGGCUCGCUUUGUCUCUGGUUCCUGCGAUGAAGCAUCAGGAAACGGCAAUGACGGCGACAGCAGGCGGCCGUGGCGCUUUUGGAGGAUAUUUUGCUCCCCUGCCGCUGCCUUACGUGCGUACGGUGACCUCGUGCAGGCCCACAAAGUUUGCCGCUUGUAGAGGAAGCCAAGGGGGAAGGUUGUUUAAUCGCCCCUCGUUGCAUCCCCUUUGGCAGAGUCCACUUUCAAUUCCUGGGGGCAGUCGACAGUCUCCUAUCAACAUCCAGUGGAGAGAUAGCAUUUAUGACCCCUUCCUGAAGCCUCUGAAAAUCAGCUACGACCCAACAACAUGUCUUCACAUCUGGAACAAUGGGUAUUCGUUCCUGGUUGAGUUUGAUGAUUCUGCUGAUAGAUCAAUAAUCAUCGGAGGUCCCUUGGAAAACCAGUACAGGCUAAAGCAGUUCCACUUCCACUGGGGAGCUAUAAACGAGUGGGGUUCGGAGCACACAGUUGACAGUAAAUUUUACCCAGCAGAGCUGCAUUUAGUACAUUGGAAUGCUGUUGUAUACCCAACUUUUGAAGAAGCUGUGAUGGAAGGCAAUGGCUUGGCUGUUAUUGGAGUGUUUUUAAAGCUAGGAGCACAUCAUGAAGGGCUGCAGACCCUGGUUGAUGCCUUGCCAGCAGUUAAACACAAAGACACUGUUAUUGAGUUUGAUGUCUUUGACCCCUCCUGUCUGAUACCUUCAUGCCCUGAUUAUUGGACCUAUGCAGGCUCUUUGACUACUCCUCCACUUACCGAAUCAGUCACAUGGAUAAUUAAGAAGAAGCCAAUAGAGGUCGACGAGAAUCAGCUGGAGGCAUUUCGGAUGCUGCUCUUUACUUCAGAUGGUGAAGAAGAAAAGAGGAUGGUAGACAACUUUCGCCCUCUUCAGCCAUUAAUGAAUCGAACCGUCCGUUCAUCCUUCCAAAACAGCCAUGUCUUGAAUAUUGAAGCACAGCACUUGGACCAUGCCCAGCAGAUCAGACCAUAGGUGGCCCAUGACAUGUCAGUCCAGACUGCAGUAACUGGGUUUUAUUUUACUUUGUAAUUAUUUUGCCUUUUUUGCAGUGUGGGUAUGCCAUACAGUUUCACACUUGGCUAGUUUCAGUUCUGCUAAGUGCCUUUUUUUCUUUAGGUAAAUGAUAUAAACUUAACAAAUUUACUCACUUGAAAGCAGGGAUCAAUAAGGAACUAUUUUGAAAGUUAAAGGGGAAAAAAAAGGCAGGAGAUCUUUUUUCUUCUUUCUGUCUUCUGAAUUGUUCUGUGUCUUUUCAGAAGCUCUUUCAGUGACUUGCAUGAAUUAAUAGUCCCAACUGAAGACACUUUAGCAAGCAGGAAGUGUGAAGUCUGUUAAUACAGAUAAAGGUCCUUUGUGGAACUGCUUCAGAGUUUUGGGAAGACAGCUGUCUUCUAGUCACAUCCACAGAGAUGUUUUUUUCCUUUUUUUUUUCAAAACAACAACAAAAAGACUUGGUGCUCAGAAUGACAAGAGGAGAAGGAAAAAACUGGCUCAGAAUCUAGCCGAUUUCUGUUAGAUUGACUGUAUGAUGUGUUUGAUAUGGAUGAUACAGACUGUCUGCUCUAUCUAUACCCCAAGCCAGAUGCCUUUUUCCAAAACCUUGUAACAAAUGGAGAAGCUUUUAAUUUUUGCAGCUUUCACUUUUCCGUGUUGAUAAUGUGCCAGGAGAAGAGAUCAGGAGAAGAGAAUUCACCGGUAUCUCAAGACUGGCAAGAGCAGCGAAUUAGGUGAAAAUGUCCCAUGGAACCCAGGAAAUUGAUCACAUCAGGGGAAAACAAAACUGGAUGGGUACCAGCUGAUCCCCUGCCCCCUCUCAGUGGGAUUUGGGGGAAAAUUUUAGUUUUGAAACCUAAUUCAGUGCUAGCAGAGUAUGGACAAAAUGUGGCAUUCAGAUACCUGAGAGAGUUUCUUCAGCAACUUGUAGAGCACUAGUGCACUCUUUCCACAGUUGUCUUAAAAGAGAUACCUACCUUCAUGACAACUCGGGACCAGGUUAUAUUACAGUACCUUAUGGUAACGAAGUUAAAUGAUGGUUGAAACUUAGUUGUGGACCACACAAAUUGUUGCGUAAGUUGCCAGUUGUGGAGCCUUGUGCUAAAGUGAUGGUCCAAUUGCCACAAAUGUUGUCUACCUCUGAAGUGUACUACUAGCCACAAUUUUCUUUAGUGCACCUUUCUCAGUGGCUUCUUACGCUUUACUGUAUUUAACAGUGUGUCUAUGCGUGAACUUGUGUACAAAAUGUACAGGCACAUUUUCUGAUGAGGAACAGUUCUGUCUGUAAACCCAUGAUACAACCUGAAUUGGUCCGCUUCUGCCAUUAAGCGGUCACUGGCUCCUGGUGUCAUUCAGUACGAACGAUGCCAGGACACUAGCUUGUCAAUGAUAAAUUCAGAACUUCGGAAUCCAUACUUUCCAAUUCCAAGUGUUCACUUUAAAAGCACUUUAACACUUUUUAAAAUCAUUAGGGUCACGCUAAAGCUUUUGAAUGUUUUUGUUUAACCCGUUAAGUUCCUGCCUUUGCUUCCUUAAUAGCUCUACCUCAGGCGUUUGUUGGGUUGCAACAGUUGUGCCUUUCUCCUGGGCAAUAUAAAAUGUGCCCACUUAACUAUAGGGUGACUACAGAGUAAAGACAAGAAAAUCUCUCUCCAUUCCCUGUGUAGUUGUGUGUGUGUAUAUAUAUAUCUUCACUGUGUAGUAUGUUCAAAAUGGCAGUAUGUAUCUUCAGUUUCAUCACCUUUCCCAAACCCUUACAGCAUAGUUGAACUAUACCACGUAUGUCUUUGGCAUCAUCAACCAGAUUUUUUACUGUGUUUCUGGUGUACAGAACUAUAUCAGUAAUGUUUUUUCCAGAGAAUGACAGGUUCCAAAAACAGUUUUAGAAGGGACAUCUGCAGAUGUGAAAUUAGGAAGAGAAUUCUUUCACUUUCUGCCUGAGUGUACUCAGGAUCUAGUCAUUGUUAAACUGGAGGUUUUCUUUCAGUGCUGUUCAAAUGCUUUUUUCUGAGGAGGACCCCUUGGAAAAAUGGCCGUGAUCGAGAACUGGCUGCCUUGCAAAUAUCUUGUAUGUCUUUGAGAUUUUUGCUUCCCAUUAUUAGCAGUUAGGAUGACUUCGUAUUUUUUCCUAAUGUUGCCUUUACGUUUAAAAAUGCAGGUGACUCAACAGCACUAAGCUAGAUAUACGUAGCCUGCAUCAACCAAAAUCUUUAGAGCUGCUGCCUUAUAAAUAUUGAGGUGGAUACAGUAAAGGGAACUGAAAUAAGCUCUGUGAGAUCAGUGAGAAGCCAGCUAUUUGCUUUACUGGUAGAGGAAAACCGUUGGGAUUAUAAAGGGAACAACCUGGCCUAAUUUGGAUCGGUUUGAAUUACCAGCUAAAAAUGUACACGAAAACUUAACAUGCUUAAAGUUGCAAGUUAAGACGGCAUCUCUGAAUUAGUACAUAAACUCCCUUAUGAGGAAUUCUUUUCUUGUGGUUGUUAGUUUAAGUCCUUAAAAACAGUCAGACCCUCCCUAUCACAAGGGAAUGGGUCUUUAAAAAAAAAAAAAAAAAAAGCUUCAUGCAAUUGCUCAAAGUUUUUUAGUUGCCUUGGUAAUUUUCACAAAGUUUUUGUGUACCUCUGAUCUGCUGAGCUUGUUUCACUGGCUAAUAUAGCUUUGCUGGCAUAUGCAAAUACAAAAUGCACAUUUUGUUCUUAGGGAACUACCGUGGAUAAAUGUUUAAUUUUCAGAUGUUUUUGUUAUGCUGUAGCAUGCUCAUAUCCAACUAAGUUCUCACUGGUCACGUUGGCUCCAUUGAAGGAAAUUUCCCUCCUAUUUGGGUAAAUCUCUUUAGCAUGUUAACCACCAUGCUGAUGUCUGAGAUGUUGUUGAAUACUCUGUUGUCAAUGAUCUAAGAUAGAAAAUCCUCAUAGAGGUUUGCUUAUUUUGUUGAAGUAUUGUCAUGGAAGUUUUGUUAGCGAAUAGGUGUAUUAUCUAGUCAUACAGUUAACUUACACUCCGUAUAUUUAUAUAAAAUCACAUUUAAAUAUUCUGACAUAAAAUUAAUCAACUUCAAUUUCAGCACUGAGUUUUUGAAUAUGUGUGGAAAUGAGGUCAGCGUAGAAAAAUUUAACUGUGUUACAAAAAUAAGCUUUACAGGGAUUUUCUGUUACAGUUACUGUGCUGCUUUUUGAGUAUGUCUUGCAUUGACAUGUUAGUGGUUUAGAAUCUCCGGUACAGACGGGCAGCAUCACUGCUGCAGUGCAGAUUCUUGCUGAAGUUAGCAGACCAGUAAUGAAAAGAGAAGGUUUCUUUCGUCUUUUUUGUUUGUUUUUAGUUGCUUUUCUUCUGUUUGUAUUUUUUUCCUAAACUUUUAUGUUACAAUGACUGUAUUGCCCUUGUGAAAGCUAACUUAAAGGAGAAUAAUUCUAUGUGUAUGCAAGUGUAUACAAAAUUAUAGAUGGGAUAUAAUUCUUUUGCCUUAUUCUUCCAGUCACAUAUGGGGAAAAACAAUUUGGUUGAAUUGGUGGAUGUUAGCUAAUAUUUGUAGUGAUUUUGCACAACUGAGUUAAACUGUGUUUGAAAGGUAUCUGCAUAGGAAUCUUUAGGCUCUUCUAUUAGAAGGUACAAUAGAAAAGGGUCAAAACAGAGAAUUGUAUUUGUUGUUGCAAUAGUAAUCACUUCUGUUACUUAAUACUGUACUGGGAGACAUUCCUGUGGCAAUAAGUAUUAUGAAUUAAAGACUGUAGAGGAAAUCAUUUUGAGGAGGGCUUGUUGAAAUGCGAGUAGAAGGCUUCUGAGCAUAGAUCUGUGUUGGUCCAACCUCCUUUCGGUAUUUAAAUACUGCUCCUAACAGAAAUCUUGAUCUUAGCAACUUCAUAGAUGGAAUGACUUUACUUGGCAUUGGAUAUUUGAUCCAUAUUCCUACAUUCAAGAACUUUUGCACCAGUGUACUUCAGGUACAUACCAACACGUACACCCGAGCAGUCUUUUGUUGUCUUCUGUUCUGGAUGGCUUGCAUUGGUAUUUUUACUGCAAGUCUGACAGGAGUGUAUCUUUUGGCUUUGAAAGCUAUAGAAAUUAAGAUUGCUUUGAUCUCACAAAAGUCUGCUGGGUUUUAACGUACUGGAAUUGUAUGCUGCAUACUUUUGAAGGAGGGACCCUUGUUCUGUUCAACUUCAUAGUCAAUAGUGUUUGCUUUAAAAUUUGAAUACCUAAUUUUGAAUGUCUUAACUUGUACGUGUUGGCACAUCUCUACUUUUUCUUUCCUUUGUGUAUCUAGUUUUCAUGGCAGUUAUUACAUUGUAUAUUUUAAUGUACGUAACCUACCUAAUCAUAAUUGACCGAAAUAAUUGUCUUUGUGGCCAACAUAGGUAACGGGGAAUGCUUUUUAUUCUCCUAGGAUACAGGCCUUUCUUUUCAGUUUUUACUUGAUGUAAAGAAACUUGUAGCUGCUGUGUUUUUAAACUGUUAAAUUAGUGUGCAACUAUGCAAUAAAGAAACAGAGAAACCUG
This is a messenger RNA of Cygnus olor (mute swan), 6176 nucleotides long. It is a transcript of the gene CA5A, whose product is annotated as carbonic anhydrase 5A. Gene Ontology annotation, molecular function: zinc ion binding; carbonate dehydratase activity. NCBI's taxonomy places the organism in Eukaryota, Metazoa, Chordata, Aves, Anseriformes, Anatidae. The transcript is spliced from 7 exons. Gene Ontology annotation, cellular component: mitochondrion; cytoplasm. Bases 676 to 1659 code for a protein of 327 amino acids. The record is from RefSeq and is a predicted model, not a curated record.